AUGGUUGCUCAGAUCAUGAAUCAAUUCGAAAGCUCCGUCUUCCAGCCCGCACUCCAACCCGAGAAAUCUACUGAGCAACCUACCGAGCAACCCGUCAAGAACCCCCAGAUCGAAGCACCCGCGAUGUCCACCGUAGUUGGAAUUACUCUUCCGACAGUUGAAAACAUACACGAAUAUGAGUUCUUACCGGGCCAUUUCGUGGUCCGUCGAAUCCUCCAGCUAGACGCGGAGGAUGCAAAGAAGCCAUCAUACACCGUUCGUCUACAAAGCGGCGAACGUGCAACAAUGACCUACGACAAACUCAUGAAAUUGGAGAACAGCGUCUCGGCCCUCGAUCAGUUCAACCCCGAUUCAGAUUCCGACGAUGAGUUGUUGGUGGUUGGAAACCGUUCUAUCUCGCCCGAACACCAUUUUGGCGGGGAUGGAGUGUCGGAUAGCUCAGGCGGGGGUGGCUUUGGAAACAGACAGAAUCGGAACACACGGCGUCGGACUACUGCGACAGUCGGCCAGUAUACCUCGGUUUACGGAUUCGAGGACAGCGACCAAAGCGAUGAAGAGGAGGAACCAAGUCGGUCACAUAGAUACGCAACGCGCAGGCUUAGGCGGGGUAGCCGAAAGUCAGAUCGGAUGUCCACAAAUCCAUCGGAAGGCUACUCGACCUCCAAUCCCAACAGGCGUCAAUCAUCUCGUGCUAGGAGAAGUUUGCGCCACAAUUUGCGAGAGCGAUUUGAAGAUGAAUUUUCUGAGACAGAGAGUAUUCGCCCAAGACAGCAGAAAUAUUCCGGUGCUAGGGAAGCAUUCCAAGAGAUUCCGCGCGACGACGAGUUCAGAAUCCGACACUUCGCGUGUUGCGCUACGUGUAGUGUCUAUGAAGAUGACCCGGAGAAGGGAGAUCUUGUUUUUUGCCAGGGUUGCAGCUCAUCAUAUCAUCAAGUUUGUCUGGGACCCCGAACCACCCGGGAUCAUCUCGUCACCAAGAUCGACGAGGGCAACUUUGUCUUACAGUGUCGUCGCUGUCUUGGAAUUGCCAACGGAAAGCAUGAUGUUGCUCCACACCUAGGAUUCUGCGCAAUUUGCAAGGAAGAGGGAAACAUGUCACAGCCACUGAGGCAGCGUUUGACAUCGAAAGAAGAACAGCAGCUUCGCAUUUCCAAUGAAGGCACAGAUCCUAUCACGCCAGUCGACAUGGCUCAGGUGAACAAUAUAGACAACGUUCUCUUUAGGUGUGCUAGCUGUCAGCGGGCUUUCCACUCAAAACACCUCCACUCAGCGACAGGGGAUGAUAACUCGGAAGUGUUUGCAGACCAUAUCAAACACUGGCAAUGCAGUGAUUGCUCCGAGGCCCCUGGCGAAAUCGAUGAGCUUGUUGCGUGGCGUCCGCUCGAUGCACAGCUCAAGACUUCAGUAGGCCUCAUCGGCGAGGCGGUCCCAGAGAUCGAGAAAGAAUAUCUCAUCAAGUGGAAACAGAAGUCCUACUUCCGCACUAAGUGGAUGCGAGGAGACUGGGUCUGGGGCUUUGGCAGUCCUAUCAUGCGCCGAGCGUUCUAUAACUCACCCAAAUCCGAAAACCCGAUCUGGACGACCGAGAAAGCAAUCCCCGAAGAAAACUUGCGAGUCGACAUCGUAUUUGAUGUGACAUACCGAGAAGGUACCAAAACGGAAGACAAAUCAAACCCGGAGAUGGUUGAAUCAGCCUUUGUGAAAUACAAAGGAUUGAAUUAUGAAUCUUCUGUGGUGGAGUCGCCUCCUGAUCCACUUAACAAAGACAGAUGGGAAGAUUUCAAAAUUGCUUUCUGCGACUGGCUCUUGCGCGACACCAUCCAGCCUCCCAACAGAAGCGCUUUGAAGGCACAUUUAUCGAAAGCUCGGCAGAAGAAUUUCGAGAAAGACCUGGCCUUACGGGUUCAGCCCGAACUCCUGACUGGCGGUGAACUUAUGGAAUACCAAAUGGAUGGUAUCAACUGGCUUUACUACAAGUUCCUCAGAAAAGAGAACGCCGUUCUAGCCGAUGAUAUGGGUCUUGGUAAAACUGUCCAAGUGAUUGGACUUUUCGCAACUCUCAUUCAAACCCAUGAAUGUUGGCCGUUUCUGGUGGUGGUACCCAAUUCGACCGUUCCGAACUGGCGACGCGAAAUCAAAAUGUGGACACCGAAUGUUCGGGUUUCCACAUACUUCGGCUCGGCUUUUGCUCGUCAAACGGCUAAAGACUACGAAAUGUUCCCCCAAGGAGGCCACAAUCUCCGGUCACAUGUCGUCAUUGCUUCAUAUGAGAGUAUGGUCGACGACGACGCCAACGCUAGAGUUCUGAGAAAGGUUCGCUGGGCAGGUUUGGUUGUCGACGAGGGACAGCGUCUCAAAAAUGACAAAUCUCAACUUUACGAGUGUCUUCGCCGCAUGAAAUUCGACUUCAAGGCCAUCCUUACUGGCACGCCUCUUCAAAAUAACAUUCGAGAACUCUUCAAUCUCCUUCAAUUCAUCAAUCCAGAGCUUGAUGCUGAAGAACUCGAGGAGCGCUAUAGUGAAUUGAACAAAGAGAACAUCAGUGCUCUCCAUGAGAUGAUUCGACCUUGCUUUUUGCGUCGCACGAAGGCCGAGGUUUUACCCUUUCUGCCGCCGAUGGUACAGAUCAUCCUACCCGUUUCGAUGUCUGUCGUGCAGAAGAAGCUCUACAAGUCAAUCCUUGGGAAAAAUCCUGAGCUAAUCAAAAUGAUCUGCAAGAAGCAAACAGGCCAGUUGAAGAAGGCAGACCGGCAUAAUUUGAACAAUAUUCUCGUUCAGCUCAGAAAAUGCAUUUGCCAUCCAUUCCUCUAUAAUAGAGACAUCGAAGAGCAAACCCAUGAUCCACUCAUGGCUCAUCGACAUCUGGUAGAGGCUUCUGGAAAACUUCAGCUGCUAAAUCUGAUGCUGCCGAAGCUGCGUGAGCGCGGAAACAGGGUUCUCAUCUUCAGUCAGUUUCUACAGAACUUGGAUAUCGUUGAAGAUUUUCUCACCGGUCUCGACAUGAAAUACUGCCGCCUGGAUGGAAACUUGUCGUCUCGGGAGAAGCAGCAACAGAUCGACAGUUUCAACGCUGAAGAUUCUUCUUAUUUCGCGUUUCUUCUAUCUACUAGAUCCGGUGGCGUGGGAAUCAACCUUGCUACUGCAGACACUGUGAUCAUCAUGGACCCGGACUUCAACCCUAAGCAAGACAUGCAAGCGUUGUCUCGAGCUCAUCGAAUCGGUCAAAAGAACACUGUUCUUGUGUUUCAUCUGACAACAAAAGCUUCUGUGGAAGAGAGGAUCAUGGAAAGAGGCAAGAAGAAGCUGGCACUGGACCAUGUACUUAUUGAGCGCAUGGAGGCGGACGAAGAUGAAGAGGAUCUGGAGUCGAUUCUUAGGCAUGGUGCUCAAGCACUGUUCGAAGAUGAUGAUGCCGGCCACGUCCAGUACGACCCGGAAUCAAUUGAUAGGAUCCUGGAUCGCAGUCAGGUUGAAAAGGCGGAGGAGACUUCCGGGAGCACUCCCAAUGGAUCGUCGGACCAGCCUCAGUUCAAUUUUGCGCGCAUAUGGCAAAACGACACCGGCACACUAGAAGAGGUGACCGAAACGGAAGACAAGCCUGUGGAUGACACUAUUUGGGAUCAAAUCUUGCAGGAGCGUGAGCAGGACGCCAUCAAAGAAUCAUAUCGGAAAGCCGAGGGCUUCGGUCGGGGCAAACGCAAGCGAAAUACUGUGAACUAUGAAUCCACAGUGGAAGAGGUCCAUGAUUUUGAUGGGGUCCAAUCAUCUCCCUUAAAGGUUUCCCAGAAGCAAGCUCAUGGAAGCGACACCGAUUUCCAGCAGGAAGACAACGGCGAGGCGUCUGAUUCUCCAGAUGAAACAGAUGAUAUGGAAUUAGACCAGAUGGAAAUUGAUACAUCGCUUGUCAAUGUGAAGGCCCGUCCGUUCAAGCGAGUGAAGCUGCCAUCGCCACCGCCCUCGCUGCCCAUGGGCGUUGAUGGGACUCAAGAUACUACUCACCAUCUUUGCAUCGCAUGCAAUCAACACCAUGCCCUUGGUCGCUGCCCAUUGAAAAUAGCUGGAGUUGAGCAUUGUCCCCUCUGUGGCCUGGCGCACUUGGGUAGAAACCGAAGUUGCCCCCAUCUACGCAGUGAGGUUCAGGUUAAACGCAUGAUUGAGGCGUUGAAAGAGAGCAAAGAACCUUCCGGGUAUGUCGCCAUCGCUAAAAAAUACCUCCAGGGUAUUUUGGGAGAUUUCGGUCAGCGCGCACGCAAGAAGGCUGCGAAGGAUGCAGAACGAGAGCUUGCCCAAAGCAUGCCUCAAGCUUCGGGGCCCUCGGCUCCAGCUCCACAAAGCACGUCCCAUUCUAUGCAGCAAUAUUCUCCUGCGGUGACUUCGGCCCUUGUGCCCAAUCCCGAACCCCUCGGCCAGCACGGUUCAGUUUCGUCAAACGACUUCGCUCUUCCAUACCAGCAGACGCAUUCUCAACAGCCGAGUCACUCUCGGCAAUACCAACAAUGA
Messenger RNA from Penicillium manginii, 4500 nucleotides. RefSeq lists its product as uncharacterized. Gene Ontology annotation, molecular function: ATP hydrolysis activity; chromatin binding; DNA binding. The record is from RefSeq and is a predicted model, not a curated record. NCBI's taxonomy places the organism in Eukaryota, Fungi, Ascomycota, Eurotiomycetes, Eurotiales, Aspergillaceae. The transcript is spliced from 2 exons. Gene Ontology annotation, cellular component: chromatin; nucleus. The coding region runs from base 1 to 4500 and encodes 1499 amino acids. Gene Ontology annotation, biological process: chromatin remodeling; negative regulation of transcription by RNA polymerase II.